AUGUCGUUUACCAUAACGGUUCGCCAGGGCCCCGCGCGCCUGGCGGCCAAGCUGCCCGAGCUUGGUAAAUCCGCCUUCAGAUCCAGCGCGCCCAUCCGCGCAUUCCAUCAGACGACCAACAAGCCGUCCACCUUCUUCACCCCGAGGACCGCCGCCACCAAGUCGUCGACCAUCUUCCGCUCGACGCCACGCAAUGUCUUCCAGCAGGCGAGGUCGUAUCAGUACCAGUCUGGCGCCGCGCCCGCCGACACCAGCUCCAUCGGCCGCCGCCUGCUCACCGGAGGCGCCAUCUUCGGCGGCACGCUCGUCGCCAUGAACGUCAUCUUCAACCGCGAGACCCGCGAGGACGGCGGGAUGCCCCUGUUUGAGAGGUCGUACCUGAACCAGACCUUCAUGCACACCGGUCUAGGAAUCGGCAUCAUCGGUUUGACCGCGCGACAGAUGGUCAUGUCUGGCUUCGUGUACAGACUCAUGGUCACCAACCCCUGGGUUGUGGCUAUCGGUGGACUUGCCCUAAGUUUCGGUACCAUGAUCGGUACCAGAAUGAUCGACCCUGACAACUACGUUCCCAAGUACGCCCUCUGGACAGCCUUCAACGCUACCCAAGCUGCCUUCAUUGCCCCUCUGAUUGCCUUUGCCCCCGGUGCACUGAUUGCGCGCGCCGGUCUCUAUACUGUCGCCAUGAUGGGCUCCAUCUCCUUUGUUGGUGCGACCGCCAAGCAGGAGAAGUACCUGUACAUUGGAGGCCCUCUUCUGGCCGGCGCCGCCAUUGUCGCCGUCUCUGGUCUCGCACCUCUGGUCAUUCCCGCUACUGCUGCUCGGACCCUUGCUCUGACUGAGAACAUCUGGCUCUACGGCGGUCUUGCCGUGUUCGGCGGCUUCACCUUGUACGACGUCCAGAAGGUGCUGUACCAUGCUCGCCUGGCUGAGCGGGGAGUCAUCAAGAAGGACCCCGUCAACGAGAGCAUUUCUCUCGAGCUGGACUUCCUCAACAUCUUCAUCAGGAUGGUCCAGAUCCUGAUGCUGCAGCAGAACAGGAGAAAGUAA
Messenger RNA from Neoarthrinium moseri, 1047 nucleotides. RefSeq lists its product as uncharacterized. The record is from RefSeq and is a predicted model, not a curated record. NCBI's taxonomy places the organism in Eukaryota, Fungi, Ascomycota, Sordariomycetes, Amphisphaeriales, Apiosporaceae. The transcript is spliced from 2 exons. The coding region runs from base 1 to 1047 and encodes 348 amino acids. Gene Ontology annotation, cellular component: mitochondrial inner membrane.